UACAAAUCAAACAUAACCAAUAUUCCAAUCACCCUACAUGAUGGCUAUAAACAACAAUAAGAACUUCAGCAAUAGUAAAUAAAAUGCCCAAAACAUAAUGGGUGAAUGCAUCAGAUCAAAGGAAAAUCUAAGAAAAUAAUCAUCCUUGGAUUAACAUUCAUCGAGCUUACCCAAGAAGAUACUGAUUCAUAAAUAGCAAUUCAAUGAUCUCCAAGAAAGUCUAAAGAACAGAAAAUCAAAAGAAACUCACCAAACUCAAAACCGUUUGCCAUCUCCAAUUAAUUUGAAAAUACUUAUUCCUCCCAAAUCUAAGUCCAUACAGGAAAAGAAAUAGGAAACCUAAAAUUAGAUUGAUCUCAAAGUCUUGAUUCCUGAGAAUUCAAACAGCUUCAUCGAUUGGAAGGGAGUGAUUUCAAAUUUGAAUGGUCCCAAUUACCCCUUGAAAAAAUGGUUAAGAGACAUUAUCAUAAAAAAUAACAUCGUACAGGAUUACGACUUUGCUAUUUUGAUACGAAUCCUGAUGCAAUUGUAUAAGUUUAAGCAACCAACUUUAGUUAACAUAUUCUCUGAAAUCAUUGAGGAAUUGGAAAAAUGAACUCGAAACACUAUUUGUCACAUCAAGGUUAC
This is a messenger RNA of Paramecium octaurelia, 627 nucleotides long. The record is from the annotation of a GenBank genome assembly. NCBI's taxonomy places the organism in Eukaryota, Ciliophora, Oligohymenophorea, Peniculida, Parameciidae.